Molecule: messenger RNA, 1246 nt
Organism: Lemur catta (Ring-tailed lemur)
Lineage: Eukaryota; Metazoa; Chordata; Mammalia; Primates; Lemuridae
Gene: LTA
Product: lymphotoxin alpha
Exons: 3
Coding region: 91-708 (205 amino acids)
Biological process (GO): immune response
Cellular component (GO): membrane
Molecular function (GO): tumor necrosis factor receptor binding
Source: RefSeq, a predicted model, not a curated record
CUCUCUGGGUGGCCGUCUCCUGGGGUGGGCGGUCUGUCUUCCGCAGCAUGCCCCGCCCCCUCACUGUCUCUCCCUGCAGGUUCUCUCCCCAUGACACCACCUGGACGUCGCUACCUCCCGAGGGUGCGUGGCACCCCCCUCCGCCUCCUCCUUCUGGCUCUGCUGCUGGCCCUGCUGCCUGGGACCCAGGGGCUGCCUGGUGUUGGCCUCGCACCUUCAGCUGCCCAGACUGCCCAUCAGCACCCCCAGAAGCAUUUCACCCACGGCACCCUCAAACCUGCCGCUCACCUCAUCGGAGACCCCAGCAAGCAAGACUCACUACACUGGAGAGCAAACACGGACCGUGCCUUCCUCCAGCAUGGCUUCUCUCUGAGCAACAAUUCCCUCCUGGUCCCUGCCAGUGGCAUCUACUUCGUCUACUCCCAGGUGGUCUUCUCUGGGCAAGCCUGCCCCCCCGAGGCCACCCCCACCCCUCUCUACCUGGCCCACGAGGUCCAGCUCUUCUCCUCCCAGUACCCCUUCCACGUGCCUCUCCUCAGCGCCCAGAAGACCGUGUGCCCAGGGCCGCAGGGACCUUGGUUGCACUCGAUGUACCAUGGGGCCGCGUUCCUGCUCACCCAGGGAGACCAGCUGUCCACUCACACAGACGGCGUCUCCCACCUACUCCUCAGCCCCAGUAGUGUCUUCUUUGGAGCCUUUGCUCUGUAGAACCUGGAAAAAUCCAGAAAGAAAAAAUAAUUGGUUUCAAGGCCUUCUCCCUGUUUUGCCUCCAUUCUGACUGUUUCAGGGGUCACCACCGCCUCUCUUUCAACCAAUCCAAACAGUCUCAAGUCUCCCCCAUUCAAGUCACCUGGAGCUUUCAAAGAAGGAAUUCCAGGCACCCCAGGGAGCCGCACCUCUCUGAGCCACCACCCCCCCAUGUUCAGCCAGGAUUUCAAGCCUGCCUAGAAAUUCCCAGCCCAGAGCUGUGUCCCACCAGUGAGGCGCGGCCUGGGCCCACACACGGAGGAGGAGCAGGCACGUGGGGGAGCUUGGGGGGCUAUUUAUGAAGGGGGAAAUUAAGUUAUUUAUUUAUGGAGGAUGGAGAGAGGGGACUAGUAGAAGAACAUCAAAAGAGAGAGAGAGAAACCGGCCGGGAGAUGAAGAGCAAGGGGCAGUGGCACAAGGCUGACUGCGGGAAGCAGGUGUGAGGGACCGCGGGGCUCUCGGAGGCUGCGAGAGGCCCUGAGCGCCGGCUGCACGGCCA